Tachysurus fulvidraco (yellow catfish) is the source of this 1186-nucleotide messenger RNA. RefSeq names its product immunoglobulin lambda-1 light chain-like. The coding region runs from base 368 to 1132 and encodes 254 amino acids. The record is from RefSeq and is a predicted model, not a curated record. The transcript is spliced from 5 exons. Gene Ontology annotation, biological process: immune response; immunoglobulin production. Lineage: Eukaryota; Metazoa; Chordata; Actinopteri; Siluriformes; Bagridae.
AAUGUGAAUGUGAUCUCUAUCAUACUGAACAUGGUGAUAUUUGGUCAUUCAUUGUAACGGCUGUACAGCAGAUGCAGUAGUUUAUCUGCACAUCAUACAACAGAACACAAUUCUGAUAAAGUCAUCCAACCAAACUGCAGCUGAAUAUAAUCUCCAUCUGAUUCCACAAGUAAAAUCCACACAAUAACUCUGUAGUAGUGUGAGAAUGACAGUAAGAUUGGGGAAAUGUGGUAAAGGUGUUUCCAUACUUAGAGGACACUUUGCAUUGGCAGCACAUGCUUCAGUGAUCUGGGAGUGUUUAUAGUGCUGUGACUUUAACACUUCAUGACUGAGAGCUGCUGCUACAGCAACUUCACCCACAGCUACCAUGACUACCAUGAUCCCCGUCUUCAUCUGGACACUGAUCCUCUGGACUCAAGAAUGCAGAGGUCAAGCCACAGUAACUCAGACUCCUGCAGUGAAAUCUGUUCUUCCAGGAGAAACAGUCACCAUCAACUGUAAAACCAGUCAGGCAGUGGCUGGUGGUAACUACUUACACUGGUAUCAGCAGAAACCUGGAGAAGCUCCUAAAUUCUUGAUUAAGCUCGCAAAUCAGAGACAGUCAGGUUUUCCAGCUCGUUUCAGUGGCAGUGGAUCUGGAUCUGAUUUCACUCUGACCAUCAGUGGAGUCCAGACUGAAGAUGCAGGAGAUUACUACUGUCAGAGUUACCAUUCAAUCACUGGCUACUGGAUCACUUUUGGUGGAGGAACAAAACUGUCUGUGGGCCGUGACACCCAGCCCAGUGUGACAGUGCUGCCCCCCUCCAGUGUGGAGCUGCAGCAGGAGAAGGUCACACUCGUGUGUGUGGCCUACAAGGGCUUCCCCUCGGACUGGAAGUUGAGCUGGAAGGUUGACGGCAGCAGCUCGAGCUCGGGGGAGAGCCGCAGCGCCGCCGUUCUGAACGCGGACGGCCUCUACAGCUGGAGCAGCACGCUGAGCCUCCACCCGGAUCAGUGGAGGAACAAGGUGGUGACCUGUGAGGCCUCCAAAGACAACCAACCUACUGUGAGUGUCAUUGUGUCGUAUCACAUCCUCCAACUCAGCACCUGCAGUCGCUCCCAGCUGCAGCAGUUCAGUCUCUCUACAAUCUGACUGAGGGAGGUUUUUGUACGACUCUAUAACACUGUGUGAACCAGUAGCCAGUGA